Molecule: messenger RNA, 3265 nt
Organism: Gymnodraco acuticeps
Lineage: Eukaryota; Metazoa; Chordata; Actinopteri; Perciformes; Bathydraconidae
Gene: myo1ha
Product: myosin IHa
Exons: 32
Coding region: 63-3155 (1030 amino acids)
Biological process (GO): actin filament organization; vesicle transport along actin filament
Cellular component (GO): cytoplasm; myosin complex; plasma membrane
Molecular function (GO): ATP binding; actin filament binding; microfilament motor activity
Source: RefSeq, a predicted model, not a curated record
CACAGUUUGAAUCCUCAUCGAAAGUCUGCAUCUGACAGCAGAGUAGUAACAGAGCUUCAGAAAUGCAGGUUCAGCUGGACAUGGAGGGCGCCCUGACCGCCAGGGACCGGGUUGGGAUCCAGGAUUUUGUCCUCCUGGAUGAAACCACAGAGACCGCCUUCCUCAGUAACCUCAAGAAACGCUUCAGCAAAGAUCUCAUCUAUACCUACAUUGGCACAUUGCUAGUGUCUGUGAAUCCCUACAAAGAGCUGGACAUCUACAAUAAGAAACAGAUGGAAAUCUACAUGGGUGUGAACUUUUUUGAGCUUCCACCACACAUCUACGCCUUGGCAGACAGCGCCUACCAAACCAUGCUGACAGAGUUUAACAAUCACUUCAUCCUCAUCUCUGGAGAGAGUGGAGCCGGGAAGACGGAGGCCUCUAAAAAGAUCCUGCAGUAUUACGCUGUCAGCUGUCCGAGCACCACUCUGCUCAACACUGUCAGGGACAAAAUGCUCAUGUCCAACCCUGUCCUCGAGGCUUUCGGCAAUGCCAAAACACUGAAAAAUGAUAACUCAAGUCGGUUUGGGAAGUAUAUGGACAUUCAGUUUGACAGCCAGGGGGAUGCUGUCGGAGGACAUAUCCUGAACUACCUGCUGGAGAAGUCGAGGGUGGUGCAUCAGAAUCACGGGGAGAGAAACUUCCACAUCUUCUACCAGCUGGUGGAGGGAGGGGAGGACGACCUGCUGCACCAGAUGGGCCUGGAGAGAGACUGCCAGCAUUACAACUAUCUAACCCAAGGAGAGUGUGCCAUUGUGUCAUCCAUUAAUGACAGAAAUGACUGGAAAACAGUGAAGAAUGCACUACAAAUCAUCAACAUUGAUGAGAUUAACACUAAUCACUUGUUUGGGACCGUUGCUAGCGUUCUCCACUUGGGGAAUGUGCAGUUUGACUCGGACAGUAAAGGCCAUGCCUUGCUGAACAACAACAACGCAGAGCUGCGCUGGGUUUCAAAUCUGCUAGGAGUCGAUGCUCACAGUCUCCAAGAGGGACUCACAUACAGGAAGAUUGAAGCCAAAAAUGAGCAGGUCCUCAGCCCAUUCACAACUGAUCAUGCCAUCUAUGCUAGAGAUGCCCUGGCCAAAGCCAUCUACGGACAGACCUUCACCUGGCUGGUGAACAAGAUCAACGAGUCCAUGGAGAACAAGGACAACUCGAGGAAGACUGUAAUAGGGCUUUUGGACAUAUAUGGUUUUGAGGUUUUCUAUGUAAACAGUUUUGAGCAGUUCUGUAUAAACUACUGCAACGAGAAGCUGCAGCAGCUUUUCAUUCAACUGACGCUGAAAGCUGAGCAGGAAGAAUAUGAGGCAGAAGAUAUUGAGUGGGAACCAGUUCAAUUCUUCAACAAUAAGAUCAUCUGCGACCUGGUUGAGGAUAAAUACAGAGGGAUAAUAACAAUACUGGAUGAGGAGUGUCUCAGGCCAGGAGACGCCUCAGAUCUCACCUUCCUGGAAAGACUGGAAGAAAAGAUGGGAAAUCACCCUCACUUUGUCACGCACAAACUGGCUGACAAAAUGACACGUAAGACUCUGGAGAGGGGAGAUUUCCGUCUCUUGCAUUAUGCCGGGGAGGUCACCUACUGCGUUGUGGGAUUCUUGGACAAAAACAAUGACCUAUUGUAUAGGAACAUAAAGGAUCUGAUUGGUCAGUCUAAAAAUGCCAUAGUCAAAGAGUGCUUCUCCUCAACGGAUCCAGACAGCAGACGAAGACCAGAAACAGUGGCGACCCAGUUUAAGAGCAGCCUGCUGAAGCUGACAGAGAUCCUCAUGGCUAAAGAGGCCUGGUACAUACGCUGUCUGAAAUCCAACGAGUCCAAGCAGCCGGGUCAAUUUGACGAAGCGCUGAUCAGGCACCAGGUGAAGUACCUGGGCUUGAUGGAGCACCUCAGGGUCAGAAGAGCUGGUUUUGCGUACAGACGCAAAUAUGAAGUCUUCUUAAAGCGAUAUAAACCCCUGUGCCCAGCCACCUGGCCUCACUGGAGAGGAGUGCCUGCUGAUGGAGUGGAAGUGCUGGUUCAACAUCUCGGCUACAUGCCAAAUGAGUACAAGAUGGGACGUACCAAAAUAUUCAUCCGCCAUCCGAGGACACUUUAUGCCACAGAGGAUGCUUAUGAGAGAUGUAAACAUGAACUGGCAACGAGGCUCCAGGCCAAAUACAAAGGAUACAAAGCAAAGGGAGAAUUUAAAAAACAGAAAGAAGCAGCCACCAAGAUUGAAACCUGCUGGAGAGGAGUGCAGGCUAGGAAGGAGCGAGAUAAGAGAGCCUGGGCUGUGAAAGUCAUCAAGAAAUUCAUCAAAGGUUACAUAAACAGGGGGCAGUUAAAAAACACGGAUAACUCGGAGUACCUGGCUUUUGUGAGACAAAAUUACUUAAACAGGCUCAAAGGCAACCUGCCAAAGACGGUCCUGGAUAAAACCACCUGGCAAACUCCACCAGCAGUCCUGGCAGAGACAUCUGAGAUACUGCGUAUGCUUCACUACCGUCUAAUGGUGCGGAAGUAUGUGCGAGGAAUCACACCCCAGAAAAAGGCUCAGUUACAACUGAAGCUUCUCACCAGCUCCAUCUUCAAGGGAAAAAAGGAGAGCUAUCCACAGAGUAUCGCUCAGCCUUUUGUGGACACCAGAAUCAGUGAACAAGAGAUAAACAUGAGGGUUCUGCAGACGAUUCGCAACGAGCACAUUAAGUACGGUGUCCCGGUGAUUAAAUAUGACAGGAAUGGUUUCAAACCAAGGCCGCGACAGCUCGUCCUCACACAGACGGCUGCCUACGUGAUAGAGGAGGCCAAGAUCAAACAGAGAGUGCUGUACACCUCUCUCAAAGGUAUUUCGGUCAGUAACUUGACAGACGGCAUCAUUGUGCUGCACAUAACAUGUGAGGACCCUAAACAGAAGGGAGACCUUCUGAUGCAGUGCGACCAUUUGUUUGAGUUUUUGACCAAACUCUGUCUCAUUGCUAACAAAGAGAAUUCAGUCAAAGUGGUUCAGGGCAGCAUCAAGAUUGAAAUCCAGGCAGGGAAAGAGAGUGCGGUGGACUUCAGCCUCGGACAGGAACCCAUGGUGUUCAAGGCUAAGAACGGACACCUCAUGGUGGUUGCCACUCGGGCUAGGACACGGUAACAUGUGUGGGGUUGAGGCGACACACAAGAAGCCCCUGCAUAUUUCAUCAGGAGACCCCUGAGGGGAGAUCAACAUGUCUACAGAAAACACACCUGGCCAGAAGCACUAAA